UUUAAACACAUGUGAACAGUGUGUAUGCUAUAAUUUCAAUGUAGCCAAAAACUCACCACUUCGCGCAGAGACCAUUGUGAGGUUUUGUGUUUGUGUGUGUGUAUAUAUAUAAUAUACAAAAUAUACAAUCCAGCCAAAGAUGCGUUUUGGAAGCGCCUGCCACGCGGAUGUAUUGAAACAAUGGAAAUGAGAAGUUAGCAUACUAGCAAGUAUUGUCUGUUACAUCUAAACCUUUGAUUUUAAUAAGAGUUUUAUUUGCGUAUAUCUGACUGUUUAAUCCACUAGACUCAAAUAUGCUACACUAGUGCAUUCGUUUAAGUUGUUUUUUGUUGUAGUUGGUAUAUAAAAUUUGAGCAACACUACGACUGCAAAUCUCGGAAUAUAAAAAGAUAGAGAAUUGACUUCACCCGGAAUUCAUUUAAAUGGCGUCUCUGAAGAUUAUUCCGAUCAGUUUUGUGAUAUCCAGUGUAAUUUAGAUGAAUGGCCUUGAGUCUUUCCUCAUGUUCGCGCAGCGCCCCCCUGCGCGCACACGCACCAAGAACAGCUGCGCUUUCCUGACCUUAAGAGCAUAUGGACUCUCCUCGAAUGACUUUGGCAAAUUAUUGGGUGCAAAUCUCAAGAUCCUUAGAAAUAUUAUUCUCCAGGAUGACACAGAAUUCAUAAAGGUUUGGAGCAAGACCUCCAAGUCUCUCAUCUCUUAUGAAAGUGGGCGGAUAUACUUUGAUAAUUACAGGUGUUGUUAUAGCAGCCUCCUGCCACAGCCAGAACGACUGUAUGAGCUCCCCAAAGCUCCCAAAACGGAGAAGAUUGAAGAUUCAUUAUUGUGCCAGUGUCCUCUAGACAGUGUUUUACCAAAUGCUUCAGACCAGAAACCAUGUCUGUUGGCUCUUACAGCUAAUAGCUGGUUAUAUCGGCUCUCAGCAGACACAGGACAGACACUGCAGCGGGUCUACCUCUCCUCUCAUUUUAAAUUCAGGUCUUUGGGUUGGGACUCUUCCCCAGAGACAUUUUAUGUCAAAUCCAUUCAGAGCAAACAGACAACUCUAGAACGACAGGCUGGUGUUGACAAUAACAUCCUCAUGCGCUUGGCCAUAUUUCAAGUAUAUCCUCUGGAGCUUGUAGGAAUGCUGGAGAUAAAUAAAAGAGUCUUUGGUAAGACUGUUGUGGAUGUGCUGCUGUCACAGGGAGUGUUAGCUGUGUCACACAGCUCAAAACAUGUCAAGCUUUACAGUUUAGAGUACAUUCUUAAAAAGUUCAGGAUUGAGAAGUUGGCUCUGGGACAGCAUUGUGAUCUGAAUGGGUCGAGAGGAAUUGUGGGAGAAGCUCCAUAUGGGAUUCCGGUCAACAUUCACAUUCAUGAGUGUCCUCCAGUUCUGUUUGAGAUGUCGUACUUUGAGGACGGGGUUCAGAUCGGAGGUCAUCCCUGGCACUACAUCUACACUCCCAACCACAAGCGACACAGAGGAACACAUCACAUCUGCGCUAUGACUGAUGGAGCUGUGGCUAAGAACGGUGUUCAGGACAUGAAGUGUGACUCUCUGGAAGCAGACUGGAUCUUUUUCCACCCAGAUGAUUCAGGCAGGAUUAUUCAUGCUGGACCCAGCACAAUAAAUGUUCUGAAGAUCAUGGCUGAGGCAAGUUGUGACUGGAAGUAUGAGAUUGUCACCGAAUUCUCCAUCACUGCGGCUCGUGACAAUAGUGCCAUCCCUCAGGUGAUUGUAACCUCUUCUGGUCGUACAGUGAAGAGGAGAUUCCAGCUUCUAGACGAUGACCCUUUUCAAGAGACAUUCAGGAUGGUGAAGUAUGAGGAUGAACUCGAUCUUUUGGCUGUGAUAGACAUCACUCAUGCUGAGGUAGAAGGACAGGCCCAUCUGCGUCUACAUGACAACAGGAAAGGUGUUUUAAUGAAGAGAGUCCCCCUGAAAGAACCAUGGGACGUGACUUACAGUCAUGAGGUGUACUUUGAUAGAGACACUAUUAUUCACAUGGUCCAGGAGAAAAAUAACACAUUCGGCUGCCAUGUGUAUAAAAUGAAGAGAACACAUUCAGAUGAACCUUGAAAACAUUUCCUAUUCCUCUCUCUGUAGAUGACUAAUGGACUGCAAGUGCAUUUCUCACACAAAAAAAUAUAUAAAGUAUAUUUGGUGCUGUAUUGUAAAUGAACUGAUUUCUUACAGUUGAUGAUUUUUGCAAAUAUUGCUGAGAGUACUGACAUUUUUCUUUAAAUAUAUGGAAACUUUUCACCCUUUCAUUUGGACUGGAGAUUGCUUUUCCAUUUAGUUAUUUUAUUGAAAUAUAACUAUUAAUAAAGACUAGUU
Messenger RNA from Xyrauchen texanus (razorback sucker), 2318 nucleotides. RefSeq names its product DDB1- and CUL4-associated factor 17-like. The transcript has 14 exons. The record is from RefSeq and is a predicted model, not a curated record. Gene Ontology annotation, cellular component: Cul4-RING E3 ubiquitin ligase complex. Lineage: Eukaryota; Metazoa; Chordata; Actinopteri; Cypriniformes; Catostomidae. Bases 477 to 2060 code for a protein of 527 amino acids. Gene Ontology annotation, biological process: protein ubiquitination.